CCUGUCGAACGAGACGAAAGUGUUUGCCAGUCUCAUCCUUUGCGCCAUCAAAGAACGAAAAGCGAAAUCGGGCCUCUUGCUCUGCAGGCUGCCGCCCUCCGAAGAUGAUCCAGUUAAAGACGCUGCUCAAUUGCAUAGACAACUCCGGUGCCUCCAUCGUCGAGUGCAUAAAAUGCAUGAAGAUGAAGCGACACGCCAAGAUUGGCGACCGCAUCAUCGUGGUCGUGCAGAAGCAGCGCAACUUUGGCGGUGACUUGAACGGCUCGUCCGUCUCGUCGGCGAACAAGGUGCGCCGCGGUGACAUCCGCCACGCCGUCGUCGUCCGUACCAAGAAGAAGUACCAGCGCCCGGACGGCUCCGUCGUCCGCUUCGACGACAACGCUUGCGUGCUCAUCAACAAGAACGGGGAGCCCAUCGGGAGCAGGCUCAACGGCGUCGUCGGCAAGGAGUUGCGGGCCAUGAAGUGGAGCAAGAUAUUGAGCUUGGCGCCUGUACACGUAUAGGGCGUACAGGGCGAACCAGCCCUGCGGGGAAGAAAGUAAAUCGGUCGUCGAUUUUCCUGGUUCUUGAUUGUAUUGCAUAGCAUUCGGCGUUUGUUUUAAAUCCUUCCUUCCCCGUGGAGUGGAUAUGAUGGGUUGAACUACAGUGGAAAAAAGAAAAACCAAUCCAAAUGUGGCAAUGCAAGAUGUUCGUUGUACCAUGUUGUAUGUAAGUAUCUAUAGAAGCGGCCUCUCGUCUUCGAUGCGUGGUAUGUAUCCAUCGAUGAAAGACGUGCAUGUACAAUCGAGAAAGAAAACAACAUCCUAGAAACUGAAAGCUUCACCACUCCUGGCAUACA
Molecule: messenger RNA, 838 nt
Organism: Verruconis gallopava
Lineage: Eukaryota; Fungi; Ascomycota; Dothideomycetes; Venturiales; Sympoventuriaceae
Product: ribosomal protein L14
Exons: 3
Coding region: 105-503 (132 amino acids)
Biological process (GO): translation
Cellular component (GO): ribosome; mitochondrial large ribosomal subunit
Molecular function (GO): structural constituent of ribosome; large ribosomal subunit rRNA binding
Source: RefSeq, a predicted model, not a curated record